Alternaria alternata is the source of this 814-nucleotide messenger RNA. RefSeq lists its product as hypothetical. The record is from RefSeq and is a predicted model, not a curated record. Bases 150 to 572 code for a protein of 140 amino acids. The transcript has a single exon. Lineage: Eukaryota; Fungi; Ascomycota; Dothideomycetes; Pleosporales; Pleosporaceae.
GUGGCAACCCAGGAUUUAACCCAGGAUUCUUCCAAGGCAACCAAGGCGGCAACGAUGGCAGCUGGCAAAACCCGCACGGCGCGAAGAGGCCUCGUCCUGAGUAGGGUUCAGAUUCGGAGCAUGCGAAUCACGUACCGACGCGCCUAUGCAUGCUGCCGCUUCCAGGAGAUCCAUUCUCGACAGCAGAGCAAGCAGAUUAUGAAUGCAAGUUGACGCAACGCCGUCUCGACGCGCUUGAGUGCAAACAUCUACGGAGUCUGCAUGGUCGUGCUCUUGGAGACAAGAUGUCUAAUGCGGCCCUAGACUGGAUGAUAGAGGGCACCUUUUUGACUGCAGUUCAAGCCUUCUAUGCGACACGCUGUGGGCUGAUGACCCACUUGGUAUUUGGUCCUUCUUUUCUCGGCGUUUUAAGGGCAACGGGGCAACUUCCAACAAUCAAUAUCUCUUCUUCACUUGUCUUAUUAGCUUUUUCUCUUGUUUUGUUGAAGGGAAUAGUAUAUCCUCUCGGAAUUUGUAAGCCUCCAUUUUGUUGGUACAUCCUUGUUUUGGAUGUUUCACACGAGUAUGUUUAGCUUAGGAGUUUUGCGGUUCCAUUUGGUACAUGGAGAAACAUGCGCUCGCAUUUUUAUUAUACUGGUUGCAACCCAAGUACUUUGCCCGAGAUCCGGCGCUAUCAUGUCGUGUUUUUACCGAACUGUUUUGGGCACGGAACACUUGUAUUAUUGUAUCUGGAAGAUGGUGUGUCUUGGGCGUUCGCAUGUGAGCAAUAAUUUCAUGACAAGUGGAAGAGACAAGGUGUGAUCACCAUCUGAAG